This is a messenger RNA of Rhea pennata, 1439 nucleotides long. RefSeq names its product trans-L-3-hydroxyproline dehydratase (gene L3HYPDH). The coding region runs from base 1 to 1083 and encodes 360 amino acids. The transcript is spliced from 5 exons. Gene Ontology annotation, molecular function: hydro-lyase activity. The record is from RefSeq and is a predicted model, not a curated record. NCBI's taxonomy places the organism in Eukaryota, Metazoa, Chordata, Aves, Rheiformes, Rheidae.
AUGGCGGCGGCGGCCGAGGCGGGCGCGGGUCUGCGGCUGCCGCCGCACGCGGCCGCGGGCCCGGUGCUGCGCACGGUGGAGAUGCACACGGGCGGCGAGCCGCUGCGCAUCCUGCUGCAGCCGGAGGAGGAGGAGGCGGCGGCGGCGGCCGGGGGCGCGCUGCUGGCGCUGCGGCGGCGCAUGGCGGCGUCGCGGGACCACGUGCGGCGGGCGCUGAUGCACGAGCCGCGGGGCCACGGCGGCAUGUACGGCGCCGUGGUGGCGCGCGGCGAGGCGGCGGCCGGCGCCGACCUGGCGGCGCUCUUCCUCCACGGCGCCGGCUACAGCGCCAUGUGCGGCCACGCCGUGCUGGCCCUGGGCCGCUUCGCCCUCGACUACGGGCUGGUGGCGGCGCCGCGGCGCCCCGAGACCGCCGUGCGCCUCCGCUGCCCCUGCGGGCCCGUCACCGCCUUCGUGCCCUGGGACGGGCGCCGCAGCGGCAACCCCGUCCGCUUCCACAGCGUGCCCGCCUUCGCCGCCGCUACCGACCUGGCCGUCGACGUCCCUGGUCGUGGCAAGGUGGUGGUCGACAUCGGCUACGGCGGCACUUUCUACGCGUUUCUCGAUGCUCGGCAGCUGGGCCUGGAUGUCUGCUCAUCCAAGACCAGAGACCUCGUUGACGCAGCGAGCGCAGUGACGGAAGCGGUGAAGAAACAGUUCAAGCCUCAUCAUCCUGAAAGUGAAGACCUGUCUUUCCUGUACGGCACCAUACUAACAGAUGGGAAAGAUGCCUUUAGCGAGGAACCCACCACCAACAUUUGUGUGUUUGCGGAUGAACAGGUCGACCGAAGUCCAACAGGUUCAGGUGUGACAGCUCGCAUUGCCUUGCAGUAUCAUAAGGGACUUAUCCAGCUGAAUCAGACCAGAACCUUUAGGAGCAGUACCACCGGGUCGUUGUUCACAGGAAAGGCAGUGAAGGAGGCCAGGUCUGGGGACUACAGUGCCGUUGUAGUGGAAGUCUCUGGAGAAGCCUUUUACACUGGUACAGCCACCUUCACUGUUGAAGAGGAGGACCAGCUGAAAUAUGGGUUUUUCUUCAAGUGACCUAAGCCCGUGGCAAAUUCUCGCUGAUGGUGCUGCACUUCUGCCCGUACAUUUCUGUAGGCUCUGCUUCUUCACGCAGCUCACUGCAAUAAUCAGGAGCAACAAGAAUAGCCCUUGGUGGUAUGACAGCAUUUACAGUGUUUCAGGAUGACAAGCCACCUUCCUCUGUUGUGAUCAUUAUCUCCGAAUGCGAGUCCAGGGCUGCUCUGAGAGGUCAUAUCUUUUCUUUUAAUAAUUACUCACAGAAGAUGGAGCUGAGCUUGGACAUCUGUCUUCAAUAUAUGUGCCUUUUUAAAAAAUAUCUGUGAAUUAUUAAUAUCUAAAUCAGAUUCCUAUUAAAUGCUAGCUGAAAAUAC